Molecule: messenger RNA, 339 nt
Organism: Echinostoma caproni
Lineage: Eukaryota; Metazoa; Platyhelminthes; Trematoda; Plagiorchiida; Echinostomatidae
Source: the annotation of a GenBank genome assembly
AUGGAGAAACUCGUUACCACAAAUCCUGACCCGCACACAGCUGGACCGGGUAUCCCCGAAUUACACAUGGGGUUGGAAAAGGUGCCUAAGAUUCAUGGUGAGCUCAAUGCCACCAAAUCCACCGGAUUAAAUGACAUCCACCUAGCCUUAGAGAAAUACUUCACCGAGGUUCUAGGUGGCUCACUCUUCCAUCUGUACAACAAAACUCUAGAGCAGGGCAGCACACCACAAGAUUGGAAAACUGCAAAUAUGGUCGUCAUGCACAAGGGAGGACCGAGACAAAGGGUGGAGCCUUAUCGUUCGGUAAAUCUCGCAAGUAUCUUGUGUAAAGCCCUAUAG